AUGGAUUCUAAGACCAUAUGCCGGACCAAAGUCUGUGAUGUUCCCAACACCAUCAAAGUUCCCUCUGUUUGGUCGAUUAGUAGCAAGUUCAUGCCAACUAGGGAAUACCGCCAGAGUGAUUUCCUGAAAUUUUCACUACUUCCUGAUCCGGAAGAUGGUAACCAGGCAAAGGAAUGGGAAAGGUUUAUAGGCUACCUUCGCGAAAGUGCCAAGGCCGGCAUUGUUAAAUUCAGCUCUGGAACCUUCCACAUUCUUGCUCCUAAACCUCAUUCUUCCUCUCAUGUGGUGAUCUUGUAUGAGACUGGAAUAAAAGAGCCUGGAGUCUGCAAAAAUAUGGCAGGGAUAUCUGGGAUAUCCAACAAGAGUGGGGAGAUUUGUGACAACACAUCACAUCCUAUGGGGAUAAUUUCUUCACAAAAACACCAUAAUCAACAUGGAAUUUUGAACCCAGCAGUGACGAAGGGACCAUCUAUUGUUAAACGAAAUUUUGUCAGCACAAACCCUAAUUAUCUACGAACUCUUAGUCAGACACAUGCUGGCUGGAUCUUUGGAGCAAUAGCAGAGCUCAUUGAUAACUCCAGGGACGCUGGUGCAUCCAGGUUGGAUAUUUCCAUCCAAUCUAUGUUUUCAAAGCAAGCAGGGCAAAAAGUUCCUGUCUUAUGUGUUGUUGAUAAUGGCCAUGGAAUGACUUAUGCCCAAAUGAUGAGAAUGGUCUCAUUUGGUCACAAAGGACCAAAUGAACACUGCCAGGAUCAGAUUGGGAGGUUUGGAAUUGGAUUUAAGACUGGUGCUAUGGAACUUGGGAGAGAUGCAUUUGUGCUUACCCAAACUUCAACGUCCAGAUCAGUAUCCUUUCUAUCCCAAUCUUUUAAUGAAAAUAAAGAUAAUCUUGAGAUCCCUGUGAUGACAUAUUGCAAGAAAGAUCAAUACAUGGAAGUUGAUUUGGGUGUGCAGUCUGAAGCUACUGCAGAAUAUAACCUGAAUGCUAUCAAGAAAUUUUCCCCAUUUAAUGAGUAUUUCAUUGGAGAAAAGGUGGGCUUAUUUGGUGAAGAGGGUACUGGCACACAGGUUUACAUAUGGAAUUUGGAUAGAUGGGGUACAAAUUACACCUUAGAGUGGAACUCACAAAAAACUGAUGAAAGCCCUGACAGUCAUGGCAAUGGGGGCAUAUUAAUCCGUUCAAGAAGAGUCAGAUCACGUCCAGGACAAACAAACGGCAAUGUACCGUUGGAUUAUUCACUUAAAGCUUAUGUAGAAGUUAUGUUUCUGAAUCCUCAGAUGAAAAUUACUGUCCAAGGGUCUCCGUCUUACAAAAGAGUUGGAGCUCAAAAGCAUAAUGCUGACACGGGCCGUGGAAUAAUAGGAGUUGCAGAUAUUACAAAUCUCAUUGAUGAUAAAGAUGGUCAUACUUGGGUUCUUAACAGUAAACAGGGGUUUCAAGAUUGCGAGAUAUAUGCAGAACUGGAGGAGUGGCUUGGUAGAAAAACCGAUGAAUACUGGGAUGCAAAUUUUGACCCUCUUAAUUUGGUAAGGGAGUUUUGCUACAUGCCACCUUUCAAUGGGCACUGUGAUAUUCCAGAGCAACAAAUGGAAGUUGGUGUGAUCACAGUUGCUGAGAAGAGAUGCGGCCACAAUAAGGUAGCCCAGAGGGAGGUUGAGAGAUCCAGCCAAGAAGAAGACGUGAAGAAUGUCAGGUUAAUCCCACCAGCCGACAGCAAGGGAAACGGGAAGAGAUCUUCUUCAGGUUCCAUGAGCUUGGAAGGCACGAGUGACUACCCUGUUGUGAAGCUCCAUGUGGCCAUGUGGGGUCGUCGCACGAAUCUUCAGGCACCUUUGGUCAACGAAAUGGAGCUGCAGGCCACACCCUUCUGUUGCUUCUGA
Messenger RNA from Triticum dicoccoides, 1881 nucleotides. RefSeq lists its product as uncharacterized. Bases 1 to 1881 code for a protein of 626 amino acids. Gene Ontology annotation, cellular component: nucleus. Gene Ontology annotation, molecular function: ATP hydrolysis activity. The transcript is spliced from 13 exons. The record is from RefSeq and is a predicted model, not a curated record. Lineage: Eukaryota; Viridiplantae; Streptophyta; Magnoliopsida; Poales; Poaceae.